CCUCAGAGUUCCCUGAUAUAAUGAUCGUAAAAUUGCUAAUAAAUAAACCGUAAAGUUCUGUCCUGUAUUUGCCGACGAAUAGGAUUAAGUUACCUUCAUUCGUAGCUUCGUACAAGACUAUAUUCCUCCAGAAACCUCUUAUAAAUAAUUACAAUUUGAUUGAAAUUUUACAAUUAUUGUUAAAUACAAAAAAUUCUUAAUAAAAUUUCGGAAUUGUUACAUCCAUUACUAUUUUCAUUUCUUUUUCCAAAAUGUUACGCCGUAAAAGGGGUACCAGAAGAGUAAUAAGAAAAAUGGCAAAAAAGACAACACCGACGGCACUUCAGAUUGAUGUUACUAAUGACGAUGAAUGGGCUAAAAUCUUAACUAAAAAAGGCUUGUUAGUAGUUGAUAUCUAUGCUGCAUGGAGCGGACCAUGUACAGGUAUGGUAAGCACUUUAAAAAAACUCAAAAUGGAGAUUGGUGGUGACGCUUUAAAUUAUGCUACGGCAAGGUGCGAUGACAUAACGGAUCUUCAGCGUUUUAAAGAAAAAAGCGAACCUAUUUGGAUGUUUAUUCGUGACGGUAUGAUGAUUAAUUUAAUGUUUGGCGCGCAUUGUCCACAACUGGUGAAACUAUUAACAACCGAAUUUCAACGAAUUCAAAAUAAAGAGGAAUCGGAAUUCUCUAUAUCUGUAAAGGAAUGUAGCCCAGAAGAAAAGACACGAAUGCAAAUCGCUGAGGAAGUCCGAAUAGCUAAAGAAACAGAGAAGAAAGUUCAAAAAGAAGCAGAAGCUAAAGAGAAAUACGAAGCAGAAAUGUAUCAUUUAACUAACUCGUUAAUCGAUGAAACAUGUCUCUUAUUGUAUCCAUGGAUAUUUAAAGACGAGGAAGGACAUAAAAGAGAUAAAAAAUGUAGUCCACCGUAUCUGGAAUUAGUUGAAGAAAUUUUACCAGGAAUUUAUACUAUAGAACAGGAGAUGCGAAGGCGAUUGAACGAAGAUAUCCUUGAUAAAAUGUUUCACGAGUCCGAUUACGUACUUACGGAUCACGCCAGACAAUUAAUUUUAGACGGUAAAUGUAUGCUUAUGCGUUUAAGAAGAAAUGAACCCAUGAAUGAAAUGGACGUUCAUCAGCAUUUACUUACUUUACUCUUUGGAGAACCAGUAUUACUUCCGGCGGAUCGGUGCUUCACGGAUGAGAUCUAUUGUGGACGACACCGACCAGCGCUAAUAUCAGACGAAAUUGAAAAUGAACCAUUUCCCUUUGUAUGGACUCCACCGAAUGCUAGAAACAAGGCAACCGUAUUUCGUUUAAUUUUUAGUAAAUAUACAAAUACUACAUAUCCAUACGAGGAUAAGAUAACAAAAGAACCAAUAAUUAUUUUCAAAUACGACAGUACGAGAAAAAAUGAAUUGACAAUGGUUUUGGAAAUGUAUAAAGACGAAGUCGUAGAUUUUGGAGUUUUUGAAUGUGAUAAACUUCCAAAUAUAAAGUUAAUAGCUAAAUCAAUCAAGGAAUUUGAAUUUAGUACUGUAGAAAAAACUGGUUAUGAAGUAUUUAUAUGUACUAUAAGGAAAAUAGGCCGUGAAGCAUUCUUGGCAUUUGCUGGCAUUGGUCCUUUUUAUGUUAGCGACAAUCAUGACAGUGCAAUCGAAGAAUCAAAAUUAUAUUUUCCAACUAAUAGUGUGUUAGAAGAAAUACAGUCUGAUGAUGAAGAUAAAACAGAAGAUGCAAUAGAUAAUGUAGCUAUAGUAGAAAGAACUGAUGUACAUAUUACUGUGAAAAAAGAAUGAACU
Vespula vulgaris is the source of this 1778-nucleotide messenger RNA. RefSeq lists its product as uncharacterized. The transcript has 11 exons. Bases 252 to 1775 code for a protein of 507 amino acids. The record is from RefSeq and is a predicted model, not a curated record. NCBI's taxonomy places the organism in Eukaryota, Metazoa, Arthropoda, Insecta, Hymenoptera, Vespidae.